Dipodomys spectabilis (banner-tailed kangaroo rat) is the source of this 5018-nucleotide messenger RNA. RefSeq names its product coiled-coil and C2 domain containing 2A (gene Cc2d2a). The transcript has 37 exons. Gene Ontology annotation, cellular component: ciliary transition zone. Bases 84 to 4925 code for a protein of 1613 amino acids. The record is from RefSeq and is a predicted model, not a curated record. Lineage: Eukaryota; Metazoa; Chordata; Mammalia; Rodentia; Heteromyidae. Gene Ontology annotation, biological process: non-motile cilium assembly; protein localization to ciliary transition zone.
CUCCUCUCUCUUCCCUCCAUCCUGGAGAACAGAAUCUGCACGGUGCUUUUUGUAAAGUUCUUUAAGGGCCUAUCCUAGCCAAAAUGAAUCCCAGAGAAGAAAAAGUAAAGAUAAUUACAGAGGAGUUCACUGAAAAUGAGGAGGAUGCAGACCUGGGAAGGCAGAAGAAGAAUUCAAAGGCCCAAAGACGACAAAGAAAGAAACAGCCUCCAACCACCGACCCUGAGGAAAUGGUAUCUGAAAAAUCUCACAACGGCUCCCAGCAGGAGCCUGCACAGGAAGAGCCCGAGACGCAUCUUCUGGGCAUGACAGCCAAGCGGGGCCCUCGAAGCUUACCUCCAAUUCCUUCAGCUUCCAGAACAGGCUUUGCAGAAUUUUCCAUGAGAGAACGCAUGCGGGAGAAGCUUCAGGCCGCCAGGUCCAAGGCAGAAAGUGCGUUGUUGCAGGAAAUACCUAUCCCCAAACCCAGGCGCCUGCGAAGCCCCAGUUCCAGGGAGUUGGAGACGGAAUUUGGCACCGAGCCAGGUAAAGAGGUGCAAGGGACACAACAAGAAGAUUCCCAGAGUUAUUCAAGAGUAAAGUUCCGUGAUCCUGUACGAAAGACCAAGUCUAAAACCCAGGCUCCGCCUGGCUUCCCUUCUGCAGAAGAGGCCUAUAACUUCUUUACAUUCAACUUUGAUCCUGAACCAGAAGAACUAGAGGAAAAAAAACAAAUAAAAGGUAGAGAUGGAAAUGACCAAGAGGAGGAGUCAGGGGAAGAGGAGCUGCCUGCCCAGGGAGAUGAAGAAGAGCUUCUAAGUGAUCAGGGUGCUGAAGACUUCUUGUUGGGCUUAGACGGUGCAGUCCACGAUUUUGUGGCUGUCAGACCUGCAGAGUAUGAAAGUGCUCAUGUUUGGCUACAGAAGGAAAAAGAAAUCCUCUUUAUCCCUGGUAGACAAACAGUGCCGACCUAUAAAAAGCUUCCUGACAAUGUGCAGCCCAGAUACCUGGAAGACGAAGGCCUUUACAUCGGAGCCAGACCGGAAGUGGCCCGCACCAAUCAGAACAUCAUGGAGAACAGACUGCUGAGGCAAGAACCAGAGAGGAAGUGGUUUGGAGAUGAUGGCCGGAUCCUGGCCCUGCCCAGUCCCAUCAAGCCAUUUCCCUCGCGGCCCCCACUGUUCACCCCAGCACAAUGCAUCAAGGCAGAACUUGAAACACUAUAUAAAAAGGCAGUGAAAUAUGUCCACAGUAGUCAGCAUAUGAUUGGCUCUGGAGACCCUCCUGGAAAUUUCCAACUGGACAUUGACAUUUCUGGGCUCAUCUUCACUCACCAUCCUUGUUUUAGCCGAGAACAUGUUUUGGCAUCCAAGCUGGCACAGUUAUACGACCAGUACCUUGCAAGGCACCAGAGAAACAAGGCAAAAUUUCUUACUGAUAAGCUCCAAGCUCUGAGAAAUGCUGUUCAGACUGGCCUCGAUCCAGAAAAGCUCCAUCAGCCACUUGAUACAACCCAAAAAACCAUCAAUGAAUAUAAAUCUGAAAUUCGACAAACAAGAAAACUGCGUGAUGCUGAGCAAGAAAGAGAUCGAACACUGCUGAAGACCAUCAUAAAAGUGUGGAAAGAGAUGAAAUCCCUUCGAGAAUUCCAGAGGUUUACGAAUACACCCCUGAAACUUGUUUUGAAAAAGGAAAAAGUUGACAAGAAAGCAGAUGAGGAAGUAUAUGAAGCAGAAAUUCAAGCUGAAAUAAGAGAAUUGGUGGAGGAACACACAGAAGCAUAUGAACAGAAGAUGGAAGAGUAUAGAACUUCCCACCAGCAAUGGAAAGCUUGGAAGAAAGCCCAAAGGGCCAAGAAGAAGAAGAAGAAGCAAGCAGCAGAAGAGGAUCUGGAUGAAGAGACUGAGGAGCUCCCUGCUGAGGAAGGCCCUGUGAAGCCCAUCCCUCCAGAGCCCACCGACCCAGCAGCCAUCGAGCAGCGGGUGAGGGAGCGAGCAGCCCACAGCAGGAGGCGGCCAGGGGAGCCCAUGCUGGUCCCAGAGCUGAGCCUGGCAGGGAGUGUGACGCCCAAUGACCAGUGUCCCAGGGUGGAGGUCUUGCGAAGGGAUGAUGUCAAGAGGCGCUCGGUGUAUUUAAAAGUCCUCUUCAACAGCAAGGAGGUAUCCAGAACGGUGAGCCGGCAACUAGGACCAGACUUCCGAGUUCACUUUGGACAGAUUUUCAACUUGCAAAUAUUCAACUGGCCAGAGAGUUUAACACUUCAGGUCUAUGAAACUGUUGGAUACAGUAGUACCAGCUUGCUAGCUGAGGUGUUUCUGCCUAUUCCUGAGACUACUGUUGUGACUGGAAGAGCUCCCAUGGAGGAAGUGGAGUUCAGCAGUAACCAGCACGUGACCCUGGACCAUGAAGGAGUUGGAAGUGGAGUGCCCUUCUCCUUUGAAGCUGAUGGCAGCAAUCAGAUGGUUCUAAUGACCUCGGGGAAGGUGUCCCACAGUGUGGCAUGGGCCAUCGGAGAGAAUGGAAUACCUUUAAUCCCUCCACUGUCACAUCAGAACAUUGGAUGUCGGAGUGGUUUGAAGAGAGCAGACGCCAUCUCAUCCAUUGGCACAUCCGGACUGACAGACAUGAAGAAGUUAGCCAAGUGGGCAGCAGAGUCCAAGCUUGACCCUAACGACCCCAGCAAUGCCCCUUUGAUGCAACUCAUUUCGGUUGCUACCAGUGGAGAAUCCUAUGUCCCUGAUUUCUUUCGACUGGAACAGUUGCAACAGGAAUUUAAUUUCAUCUCAGAUGAGGAAUUAAACAGAUCCAAGAGAUUCAGGCUUCUUCAUCUUAGAAACCAAGAAGUACCAGAAUUCCGAAAUUACAAGCAAAUUCCAGCAUAUGACCGAGAAAUUAUGGAAAAGAUAUUCCAGGACUAUGAGAAGCGGUUACGAGACAGAAAUGUGAUUGAAACCAAAGACCACGUCGACACCCAUAGGGCUAUGGUAGCCAAGUACCUCCAGCAGGUUAGGGAGUCUGUGGUGAACCGCUUCCUCAUCGCAAAGCACCAUUUUCUCCUUACUGACUUGGUAGUAGAAGAAGAAGUUCCUAAUAUCAGCAUUUUGGGCACGAGCCUUUUCAAGCUGGCAGAACAAAAGCGACCACUGAGGCCAAGGAGAAAAGGUCGGAAGAAGGUGACAGCCCAGAACCUGUCUGAUGGGGACAUAAAACUGCUGGUGAACAUUGUCCGGGCUUACGACAUUCCAGUGAGAAAGCCAACGGCCAGCAAGUUCCAGCAGCCACCAAGAUCUUCGAGGACUUUCAGUGAAAAGCAUGUUACAUCCCCUAGCCCACACAGCCCGACACCCAGCGCUGACUUCCCCCUGAGCCAGGUGUUAGUACGUCCCUUUGUAGAAGUUUCUUUCCAACGAACAAUUUGUCACACAACCACAGCUGAAGGACCAAAUCCUAGUUGGAAUGAAGAACUUGAACUUCCAUUUAGGGCUCCUAAUGGGGAUUACAGCACCGCCAGUCUACAGUCAGUGAAAGACGAUGUAUACAUCAACAUUUUCGAUGAAGUAGUGUAUGACAUCUUAGAGGAUGACCGUGAAAGAGGAAGUGGAAUCCAUACCCGUAUCGAGAGACACUGGUUAGGAUGUGUGAAGAUUCCAUUUAGCACCAUCUAUUUCCAAGCAAGGGUUGAUGGCACAUUUAAAAUAGACAUUCCUCCAGUUCUCCUGGGCUACAGCAAAGAGAGAAACAUGUUCAUGGAGAGAGGCUUUGAUGCUAUCCGCAGCCUGAGUGAUGGCUCCUACAUCACCCUGUUCAUUACUAUUGAGCCCCAGCUGGUCCCAGGAGAGUCAGUUCGAGAAAAGUUUGAGUCUCAGGAAGAUGAGAAAUUACUUCAAGCAACAGAAAAAUUUCAAGCUGAAUGUGCCUUGAAGUUUCCAAAUCGUCGAUGCCUUACGACAGUAAUUGACAUAAGUGGAAAAACGGUUUUUAUUACACGUUAUCUCAAACCUUUAAACCCUCCCCAGGAGCUCCUGAACUUCUACCCCGAUAAUCAACAGGCAACUGCAGAACUGGUGGCUCGAUACGUGUCCUUGAUUCCUUUCUUGCCUGACACUGUUUCAUUUGCUGGUGUCUGUGACCUAUGGAGCACCUCUGACCAAUUUCUUGAUCUCCUGGCAGGAGAUGAAGAAGAGCAUGCGGUAUUGCUGUGCAAUUACUUUCUGUGGUUGGGUAAGAAGGCCUGGCUACUGAUGGGCAGUGCUAUCCCUGAGGGUCCAACAGCCUAUGUGCUAACUUGGGAGAAAAAUCACUAUUUAAUAUGGAAUCCCUGCAGUGGACAUUUUUAUGGGCAAUUUGAUACAUUCUGUCCCUUGAAAAGUGUGGGCUGUUUAAUUGGCCCAGAUAAUGUUUGGUUUAACAUUCAACAGUAUGACUCACCACUAAGGAUAAAUUUUGAUGUCACAAAGCCUAAGCUAUGGAAAUCUUUUUUUUCAAGAAGCCUUCCAUAUCCUGGCCUUUCCAGUGUUCAGCCUGAAGAGCUAAUUUAUCAACGCACAGACAAAGCAGCUGCUGCUGAGCUACAAGACAGGAUUGAAAAAAUUCUAAAAGAAAAAAUCAUGGACUGGCGGCCACGCUAUCUGACUCGGUGGAACAGGUACUGUACCUCCACUCUGCGUCACUUCCUGCCUCUUCUGGAAAGCAGUCAAGGAGAAGAUGUGGAAGAUGACCACCAAGCAGAACUACUCAAACAGCUAGGAGACUACAGGCUCUCGGGAUUUCCUCUUCACAUGCCUUAUUCUGAGGUGAAGCCUUUAAUUGAAGCCGUGUAUAGCACUGGGGUGCAUAAUAUUGAUGUUCCUAAUGUAGAAUUUGCUUUGGCUGUAUAUAUCCACCCAUAUCCCAAAAAUGUCUUGUCUGUUUGGAUCUAUGUUGCCUCCCUUGUACGCAACAGGUAAUUUUUCAUUGUAACUUUUUGCAUCAUGUAAAAUUACAAUUAGAAUAUUAAAUAUUUUUAUAUUAUUAUAUGAAAAAUAUUUUUGAAUGAUGAA